Molecule: messenger RNA, 427 nt
Organism: Salvelinus fontinalis (brook trout)
Lineage: Eukaryota; Metazoa; Chordata; Actinopteri; Salmoniformes; Salmonidae
Product: insulin-like
Exons: 2
Coding region: 6-329 (107 amino acids)
Cellular component (GO): extracellular region
Molecular function (GO): hormone activity
Source: RefSeq, a predicted model, not a curated record
UCAACAUGGCCCUCUGGCUCCAAGCUGUGUCUCUGCUGGUGCUGCUGGCCCUCUACCCUGGGGCAGACGCUUCAGCUGCCCAACACCUGUGUGGCUCUCACCUGGUGGACGCCCUCUAUCUGGUGUGUGGAGAGAAAGGAUUCUUUUACAAUCCAAAGAGAGAUGUGGAUCCCCUGACAGGGUUUCUCUUUCCAAAACCGGCCCAGGAGAACGAAGUUGCCGUGUACCCGUUCAAAGACCAGAUGGACAUGAUGGUAAAGAGAGGCAUCGUAGAGCAGUGCUGUCACAAGCCUUGCAACAUCUUCGACCUGCAGAACUACUGCAACUGAGGCCUGUCGCACCGCUUAGCCUGCUCUUCUCUCUGCCACUCUCCAAUGCUCAGAGGCAUCAUCCCCGUCUCAAAGAAAAGCUUCAAGUGCAGACAAGA